This is a messenger RNA of Chironomus riparius, 1821 nucleotides long. The record is from the annotation of a GenBank genome assembly. Lineage: Eukaryota; Metazoa; Arthropoda; Insecta; Diptera; Chironomidae.
UAUUUGUUGGAUUGUGACUGAAUAGAAUCAUGGAUAAAUUAGAAAAUUCAAAGGUUUUAAAGGAUAUUGGACUUGAUGAAAAGAAUAAAUGGAUUCUUCAUGAGGAGAAGGCUCAAAAGUUCUUCGAGUUCAUUGCAAACAAUGUCGAUAAUUCCAAUAUUUUAACAAAUUUUGAACUUUUUGAGUAUGAAAAAUUAGUUGAAGCAGGAAAGGUUUUAAACGACGAAGAGCUAGAAAGAGAGCUUAAAAAUAUUGAAGAAUCAUUUCCGGGAUUCUUCUCAGUCAACGAUGAUGAAUUAGAUGAACUUGAAGCAGAAGUUAAGAAAUUGGAAGCAGACAUUAAUGAAAGAUCAGAUAGAUUGUCAAGAAUAAAGGAUUUUGAAGGUGAACAGCUCAAAACAAUAACGGAACUAGAGAGAAUCAAUAGUGAAGUUGCAUUGAAGGAACGUUUGCUGACUGAAGAAUGUUUAAAAAGAUCCAGUGAAUUAGAAAGUCUACAAGAGACAAAUUCCCAGGAAGUCGCGCAAUUAGACAAAAUCUAUACGCAACCGCAGUCUUCACCAACAAUAAUGUCCCAAAUGCCACUGGAUUUAUACUUUGCGAAAUGUAAUGAGCUUUUGAGACUGUUGGAUACAUACAUGACUCAGAAUUUCAAUAUAUGUAAGAGAAAUGAGGAUAUGUAUAAUCCUGAAGAUGAGUCCGACAUUAACAGCCUAUAUCAAAUAAAAGUUGAGAUAAUAAAGAUGCAGAAGAAGAAAUUCGAGGAAGAAAUGAGUGUUGCAGGCAUGAACUAUGUGAUUGAGAACAUUGAUAAGUACAAAAAUUACAUUACUGGUGACUUUUUUGAAAUGAAAUCAGUCAUUGAUUCCUUAAUUUUGGAGAAAGAAAGUCUAGAAGCUCAUCUAAAUGGUCUGAUGCUGGAAGGAAAUUUGAUACUGAAAGAUAUAGCAGAACAAAAGGUCACGAAGAUCCUUCACGAGUAUUUUAUCGGAAAGAAUAAGAGAGUAACGAAUCGUGCUGAAAAAAUCACUCAAGUUCAUGAAAUAACGGAUUAUAUUGCUUAUGUCUGCGAAUUGAUGUGGGCUGCCUGUCAAAUGGACAUUAAUAGGCUCAAAAAUAGAGUAGACAAUAGCAGUGAAAUGAACAAUCAAUCCCAGCAAUGCAUGAAGAGAAUUCGUCAAAUGAAGCAAUUAUCGAUAGUUGAUCAUUCAUCUUACAGCCAUCAGUUCCUUAAAUCAUUCCAAAAACUUCUCAUUGAAAACAUUCACUGUGACAAGAAUGAAUUGUCAUCAAUUGAGAAAUGUUUUAUGGAAUAUAUAAAUCAUGGUGUUCAAGUUAAUGCCGUUAUGCAGAUGCUGAUUGAACAGAAGCACUACAACAAAAUCCAGAAAACCAUAAAAAUGAUUGAUGAGCAGUCAAGCAUUCUUCGAGAUUUGAUAUUUUGUGGACCGACCAAUAAGCCACGACUGUAUGAUCCUAAAUUCAUUGUUCCGUUAUAUGAAAAGCAAAGUAAAAAGAAGGAAUUUGAGAAAAUUUUCCAGGAACUGAAAUAUAAUUUCCAGACUAAAAUCAUUCAACCGUAUUCAAAUGAUAAAUUUUACCGUAUGAAAGAACUACUUUACAUAUGGUUUUGUUCAGAACCGAAAAAAGUUUUGCUUGCAAUUAAAGAAGUCCAAAAGAAGGCUGCUGAGGAAGGAAGUGCAAGCUACAAGGCUCUCAACAUCACUGUCUCACAUUAAAUAAUCAAGUAACGUUAAGCUUAAGUUUUGUAAACGGCAAUAAAUCAUUUAUUUUAUCAGGUGGAAUCGUUUGAUGUGUAGG